AUGAACUUAGAAGUUCAAGGACUUGAACAUACCGUAUUGAGAGUUAACGAAAAGGAUCGAACAGAUGGAACUCAAGCUAUCAAAAUAAAGGUAGCUACAAAUCAAGAAAAUGCCAAAGCCUUAGUCCUCUUGAGGCAUCAUAUACAUGAUAGCCUUAAAUCUGAAAAUUUAUUCAUAAAAGAUCCCAAAACUUUGUGGGGCUCCCUUGUUGAAAGAUUUGAUCACCACAUAGGGGUGCUUCUAUCACAAGCUAGCCAAUGGUGGAAGAAUUUAAGAUUUUAUGAUUUUAAAACUCUCAGUGAGUACAAUUCAACAUUAUACCGAAUUGCAUCAAUAUUGAAAUACUGUGAGUAUCCGGUGACUGAUGCGGAAAUGAUUGAACUCACAUUAUCUACUUUUCAUCCAUCAAAUAUUAUUCUGCAACAACAAUAUAGGGAUAGAAAUUUCAAAAGAUAUUCAUAUUUGAGUGUAGCUAUCCGCGAGACACACUCUACUGUAACACAUGUGCCUGAAGCACAUGUUGUUGAAAAUAAAGGCAGUGGAAAUUAUAAUAACAGUGGUAAAGGACGCGAAAAUUUCCGAGGAACAGGGAGAGGACAAGGACUAGGUCGUGUAAAUUUUAAUGGGCAUAGUAGAAAGUUCCAAGGAUCCGGUACAGGCCACUUUUCCAAUAUUCCAACGAAAGUUCCAACGUAA
Messenger RNA from Amaranthus tricolor (Joseph's coat), 696 nucleotides. RefSeq lists its product as uncharacterized. Lineage: Eukaryota; Viridiplantae; Streptophyta; Magnoliopsida; Caryophyllales; Amaranthaceae. The record is from RefSeq and is a predicted model, not a curated record. The transcript is spliced from 2 exons. The coding region runs from base 1 to 696 and encodes 231 amino acids.